UUUGUACACCUCCAGCAUAUCACUCUAAUAAUAGGCACAAAUAACAUAAUGCAAUUUGCUGACAGUGUUCAAUCGGUGCUCAGAACGGACACGCGCAUGCAACGAUGCAUGUCUUAUUAUUUAUAUUAUUCGUAGUCCCGAGUGAUUGUUAUAAAAUCUUAGCCUUACUUCCGUACCCCGGAAAGAGCCAUUAUAUGGUUUUUGAACCAAUUCUUGAAGAAUUAACGAAACGCGGCCAUCAUUUGACAGUGGUCUCAUUCUUCCCUUCGGACAAGCCAGAACCUAACCGGCGGGAUGUGAGCUUGGCUCACUUAGCAUCUCUGAACGUGGAAGUUAUUGACCUAAAGGACUUAGAUAGAAGUUAUUUCGGGUUGGAGAGAUACUUCGAACACAUACCUCUAGUUACUGCUUUGGCGAAAUCAUGUUUAAAGUUAUGCGAAAAGAUCAUUAAUUCUGAAGUUUUUGAAGAGUUCGUGCGCGGGGAGGGAGAUUACGAUGUAAUUUUAGUGGAGCAUUUCAAUAGUGAUUGCAUGCUCGGUAUAGUGCAUAAUUACGGAUUGCCGUCCGUAGGGCUGAUGUCUUCUGCGAUACUACCAUGGACGCCAUCAAGGGUUGGUGCCCCUGACAACCCGGCAUAUGUCCCUGGCAUGACGCUACCUUUCACUGAAGAAAUGAACUUCUACGAGCGAUUAGAAAACACUCUAGUGCUCCUGUUUUAUAACACUUGGUAUGAAUGGGCGAUUUGGAGGGAAGAGCAGAGGAUCUUGGAGAGGAGACUUGGGAGGAAACUGCCGCUGUUGAGUGAUGUGGGGAGAAACACUAGUGUCGUGCUUGUGAACACGCAUUACUCAAUCAACGGUGUUAGAGUGCUGCCGCCUUCUAUUGUGGAGAUCGGCGGGGUACAUCUACACAAUAGAGAUGUACAGCCGUUGACAGAGCCUUUAGAUGAAUUGGUGUCCGCCGCAAAGAAUGGAUUUAUUUUGUUCAGUUUGGGCUCCUUGAUUCGUGGCUCAUCGCUUCCGAAGAAGAGGUUCGACGCCAUAGUGAAAGCAUUCGCGCGUAUGCCACAACUGAUUUUGUGGAAAUGGGAGGCAGAUCCCGUCGAAGAUCUACCAGAUAAUAUUCUUAUGUUGAAAUGGCUACCACAGUAUGAUUUAUUAAAUCACCCAAACUGCAUGGCGUUUGUCACUCAUGGAGGCCUGCUGAGCCUUACCGAAGCAGUGGCGGCGGGUGUGCCUUCCCUCAUCAUCCCGAUACUUGGAGACCAGUUCGGGAACGCGGCGCACGCGCAGCGCGCGGGUGUGGCAGAGGUAUUGCCGUUUAAGGAUAUUGAAGAAGAGAGUAUGUUUGAAGCGCUGAACAAAGUUUUAUUUUGGCAAAAGCGUCAGUAUGCCAGACUUCUGCGAGAGGUAUGGCGAGACAGGCCCCAUCAACCCAUGGAGACUGCCAUCUUCCACAUCGAACGGACCGCGCGCUUCGGCGGCGUCGAGAUGUCCUCGCAUGGACGCUGGCUUACCAGAUACCAACUGGCAGGACUAGAUUUAAUAACCUUUGUUAUAAGUAUAGUUGUUUGUGUUGUUUAUGUUUUUAAAUGUGUAUGUAGUAAGAAGUUAAAAAAAAAGCAGUGUUAGUGAAUUUUAGUAUGGAUAAUUAUGCGCUUUGUUUGUAAGUUAUAACAUACCUUUUUUAAGAAUGGCAACUCUAAAUGAAUAUUUGGAAAAAGGCUGUAUUUUUAAAUAAUCGUAUUUUCCUUUAUUAUAAAUACAAAUAGUUUAAACUUGCAAAAAUGUAUUCGUAGGGAGUUGUAAAAAUAAAAAUAAAUUUUAAAAAAUA
Messenger RNA from Manduca sexta (tobacco hornworm), 1833 nucleotides. RefSeq names its product UDP-glucosyltransferase 2. The record is from RefSeq and is a predicted model, not a curated record. Lineage: Eukaryota; Metazoa; Arthropoda; Insecta; Lepidoptera; Sphingidae. The transcript has 4 exons. The coding region runs from base 105 to 1631 and encodes 508 amino acids. Gene Ontology annotation, molecular function: UDP-glycosyltransferase activity.